Molecule: messenger RNA, 2154 nt
Organism: Canis lupus familiaris (dog)
Lineage: Eukaryota; Metazoa; Chordata; Mammalia; Carnivora; Canidae
Product: neuroblastoma breakpoint family member 6-like protein
Exons: 8
Coding region: 197-1054 (285 amino acids)
Source: RefSeq, a predicted model, not a curated record
GUUAUUGUGACUCUGAACAGUUACCAGGCAGGCUGGAUGCUCUGUCUGGCACUGUUAACAGAGCCUGAGUGCAGGCAGUGCCCUAGGCUCUGAGCUCUGGCCUUGUUUUUGUGGUUAAGAAUUGUUACAGCUGUGGAAUGCUUACAAAGUUUAGCCCCAAAGUUCUGGCUCUACUUCUACCACCACAAGCUUCAUCAUGGCAGAAUCGCUCACCACUUUCUCUGAUCCAAGGACAGAAAUAAGCAGCCUGGAAACCAAUCAGUACUUGUGCUCCCAGCUGGAAAAAAACGAACAGAACUUCCGAGACCUCACAGAGAGAUUCCUCACAUCCAGGGCUACUGCUUACAUCUUGGCCAACCAGCUGCAGAAAUAUAAGAAUGAAGAGUACAAAGCCCUCAUUGACCCCAUGCUGGAGGAGGAAGUGCAGUUUGGCAGGGAGCUGGCAGAGAAGAUGAAACCAUCUGCAAGACUUGGGAAAUAUGAUCCCCUAAUUCAGGCUCAGGCCCAAGAACUGACCCACUUACGACAGAGGAUACAGGAAGGGAAAGGUGUCUGUUACCUUUUUAUUCAGCAUACAAAGAACACGGUCAAGUCUUUUGAGGGCUUCCUCAGGAGCACUGACAUUGCUUCCUACCAGGGGCAGAGAUUCUGUGAGCAACUGGCCCAAGGAAGCCAGCUGGCAGAGAGCCUAGCCAGCAAACUCACCACUGAAAGUCACAAUGAUAAGAAGGAUGGAGAUAGACAGGAGCCACUGGCACCCAGGCUCAGCAGGGAGCUCCAGCAAGAAGUGAAUGAAGUCCUGGAAGACUCACUAGAUGAACGGUAUUUGACUCAUUCCAGUCGCCGUGACUCUCACCAACCUCGCAGCAGCAAUGCCUUCCUGUCUGAUGUGCAGGAAGCCAGCUCUGCUGUGGAAGUCACCAGACACACAACAAACCUUGACAGGCAGAGCCUGGAGUCUGUUGCCCAGCUGUAUAAUGAAAACAGAGAUAUCAGGGAACAGAGUCUGAGCCUUCUGGCUCACCUGAAUCGUAUUUCCAGAGGUAAGAAGUAAUAGUGGAAAUAUGAAAAUUUCUUAUUUCAACAAAGCUUAGUCACAAACAGUUCCCCCAUUGAUGAGAAAAACUAAAACAACAAAACAGAGAAAGUCCUAAAUCUGAAAGCAAGAGGGCUCCAUCUCUAAGACUCAGAUUUCAUAGCCACUCUAGAUUUUUACUCCAAAGGGAUAGCUUGAUUGCAGAAAUAAUAGCCCUUUCAGUCUGCAAAUUUGAUAACUAUGUAAGAGACAUCAACACCUAGAUUCACAGAUGAUCUUGAGAUGCCUAACCUUUCCUCUCCCUACCCUCAUCCUAUGGAUAACUGGAGUCAACAGCAGCUGGAAGAAAAUGUCAAGGACUUGGAUCAAGAAUAAGUCCAAAUGUCGAAUGUCGUCGUUGCAGACUAUUCAUCAGCUCUUCAGCAUGUGUUCAUUUUCAUUGAAGGAUAAAAGUUUAGAAAUCUCAGAUAAUAGAGUUUAUUUUAUAACAUUCUGUUGCCUGUUUUUUUUUUUUUUUUUUUGACAAAUCAAAAUUACAAAGUUUUUGUUCUCCAGCUAACAGCAGGAAACUCAAACAAUAUGUCCACUGUAUUUAUAUCCCAGAGUGACAGCAACCAAGUCUGGGUGCAUCACUUCAUUCCAAAAUUAAAUGUUAUUGAGCACCUGGUAUCAGAUACCAAAACUACAUUGUGUCUCACACCGUGGGAACUGAGAUAAGUCAGGCAAAAAUUCUGCCUUCACAGGCAUCUGUAAGCAGAGCAGCAGUCUUAUACAUGUCUACCUGUGGAGGACCCAAAGAAAUAAUGAUAGAAUCCUGAGAGUUUUUGUUCACUCUUGUACUUCCUGAACAGGUCUAGCAAAAGUUACAUCCCAGAGGUCUCUAGAAUACACAGGGAGAAGUAGUAUAUCUAUAGGAACUGGCAGGUUUCAGAUCACUCUCAUUUGGAUUUUUUUUUUUCUGCAGUUAGUUUAUUUCUGAAAAUAAGUAUCCAUUGAUUAGUCUUUUGCAAUUAAAUAUAAAAGCCAGACAUCUUAUUCUGGAGCUAUGAAACAUAUAAAGUAGCCUCAAAAUUACCAGAUUUCCAGGCUGUAAAGCUGAUUAAGACAAAUCCUGGAUG